CAGAUUUUCGUCCUGAUCUGACCAGAGUGCAACCGAGGUCUGAGGCAUUUCCCACGCAGUCCAAGUGGGAUGACCUGAGUGUAGAGAGUAUCACGUGUUGCAAUGGGCAAAAUACUGGACGGUGACAAGUCCGACGUCAAGAGGGAAGUGGUCAGCGCCUCUGCCAACCUUGAGGUUAUCAGUCAGGAGAGUUUUGUGAAGCGCCUGGAAGGGAUGAGCUCAACAUGCGUCAAUUGUCAGCGGGAGCGCACGCGCACCACACAGCGCAACAAAACCGGGCGCAAGGGAAAGUCAGGUCGCCGCAAGCAGCACAGCAAGUCGACCAUGCCCAUAGUGAUUCACCUCAAGGACACACUGCCAUCUGGGAAGAAAUACCGACAGUCCAGCCUGGAUGGGGACUCUGAUGUGUCAACAAAGUCCACCGAUGAGGAGCAACAGUUCAGCGGCUACUUGACGGACUCUCACCAUAUCCCACCACUCUACAGUGAUGUGGACUCGAUACCAGAAUUCAUCCCCCAGUACAACAACCAUCAUUUCCACCAGAGCUGGCCGCAGCCUUUCUAUCAUCAGAUAAUGCCGUCAGGUGCUGCACAGCUUAGAAAUCACAGCAGGAAUUCCACUUCUCAGAAGGCCAAAGAAAAGUCCAGGAAGAAUCUCACAGCGCUUAUCUCCGUCAUAGAGAAGGCACACAGGAAGGAACCUCUGUACAUAGAGCCCAACUUAAGUAAAAACUCGCCAGACGCUAAACUGUGCAACAUGUUCAAUAAUUUCAGCUUCACUUCCCACUCUGAUCAGGAUGUCAAGCGUAAGAACAUGGCGCACUGUAACAAUGUUGAUCUUAUCUGCAACGAUUUAUCCAAAAGUGCCGAAAAGUUACUGGAGAGCCCUGAUGACUCUGACAGCAGUGACAAAGUAUCUUUAGUGUCCAGCAGUGACACCUUAUCUGAUGACGUUGCCGAUCUUCCUGUUCCUGAUGAACUCAGAGGUCAUGACCUGACCCUUACUGAGCUGGAAGAACUGGCUGAAUACACAACUGGGGCCCCUCUCAUUCGAUAUGACUGCCCGCCCCCUCACUGCCCAGAAUGUGUCCAUGCCUGGCAUACGUUACAGUAUUAUCAAUAUGAGGGUUGUGCUAUGUACACAUCCCCCUGUAGCCACCCCCAUGUCCACACCACCAUGUAUACACCUCCUAGACAUCACCCGUGUCCACACCGACCUAAUGGUGGUCAGAAGGCAGCAUCUCCCCGGACAUCUCUAUCCUCCGAUUCUGAUGUCUCCUCCGAUGUCGAAGAUGGUUCCACCACCAGCAGCUCAUCUUCCUCAGGGAACAAGGCCAUGGCAUCGGUCCAGGCCGGCCCACCUUCCUCAGGGAACAAGACCAUGGCUUCUGUCCAGAGCGGCCCAGCUUCCUCAGGGAACAAGAUCAUGGCUUCUGUCCAAGCCGGCCCACCUUCCUCAGGGAACAAAGCCAUGGCCUCCGCCAAGACAAGCCCAACUUCAGGACAGCACCAAUCAAAAAGAGCAAGAAAUCCAAGAGGUCCUUUUGGAAGAAUCAACUCUAGCAAAGACCCACGCCAUUCUGUAAAACGGGCCACCGCCAGCUGGACAGGGGCCAGACAACUGUGGGACAUUGAUGUUGCCCACAACCAUGGCUCCCCAGUUACCGACAGUGUGUACAUGGACCUGACAGGAUUGGAUGUGACCAUUUCUGUAAUGUAUCACACCUGCAGCACACCAACUUGGCCCUACCCGGUCCAUUCCUUGUAUCAGGCCAUGUACACGCCCACGGCCUUGACCAGUCCAAAUCUCCAGUUCAGCAGCCCCAUCUUCUAUCCACAGAAAUUUGAUUCCCUUCCCAUCCAUGAAUUUAAAAAAUGUAAGUCAGUUAUGACCAGUUUCAGAUGAUUAACAAGGAAAACAGUCCACAUGUCAGUCAAUAUACAACCAAAUUUAUUGCAUGUUGCGAUCCAUUUUUAUCCGGCAACAGUUUGCUGCUUUUUGGGUAGAUAGUUUAACCCCCAAGAUAAGUCAUGUUGAUAAGUCAUGUUGAUAAGUCAUGUUGAUAAGUCAUGUUGAUAGUUGCCAAGAUUGAUAGGUAUCACUGUUCAUUAAAGCAUUGGUGUCAUUGUGAAUAAAGUCAUUGAGUCAUGGAGCUUAGCUUGUUUGAGAUUUUAUUUAUUUUUUAAACUUUUAAUGCACUUGGCAUGAUCAACAUCUGUUUAUUUAACUUCCACAAAAGUAUUUUUAACCCAUUUCUCUAGGUCUUGGAGAAUUAAAAAAUAGUAAACAAAAGUUAAGUUUUGUAACAAAUUUUAUUUUAUGAAAAUUUGAAAGUUCCUAGAAUUGCCUGUCUGUUCAAAUUCUUGAAAAAAAUAAUGUAAAACAAAAGGAGAAAAAUUUACCAUUUUCAGAAAAUGUAGGGAGGUAUUUUAUUUAUAAAUGAUUGCCCAAUGCUGAUUUUUAAGGUUCAGUUCAAAGUUGAUUUAUUUAGCUAUGCACCCCAUGUCAGUGUCAUGUCAUAGUUUGCACCUGAUUUUAGGAUAAUGGUAAUUACUAUUAUGACGUGACUUUAGGCAACACAAAGUUUAGCUAACAGUGUUAGCCAUGAAAUGUUUAUGGAGAUAUUUCAUGCACAAAAUACUUAGAGCUUAAAUAGUGCGUAUGUUUUAAUGUUUCUCUCUAGUCUUUCAAUUCUUUUUAAAAUUUACCAGCAAGACAUAUAUUAGGCUGUUUAUUAUUGUGUUACGUGGUUUUAUGCAAUGUUCAUAUAGAAAUAAGUUGUUUUUAAUUCUACAGAUGAAAUGACCUUACCCCCAAGCAGACCCUGGAUAACCACUGGAACUUGUGAUAAAGAUGUACCUGCCGGUAAGUGACCAAGAAUUGUCAAGGAUAGUAACCAGUUGUGGGUAACAAUUUGUAUUAGUGAAUGGUAGAGUGGAUGGAUGGUCACCUUGCUGUUAAUGGUCAGGGGACAGAUUAGUGGUCACUAUCUAUGGUUGGCAGUGCAUUGGAUCUAAGGUGUGAGAAACCAUCUUGUUGACAUGUAGAGACAUUAUUUAUUGAAUGUUAUUGCAUCAGUAUUUGGCUACCCUGUGUGUGAUCAUGACUCAUCACUUUAGACAUUGUAUUUCUUCCUCAGCUGUCUUCUCAGUAAUGUGCUACAAUGUCCUGUGUGAUAAGCUGUGUACCAAGGCAAUGUAUGCCUACUGCCCGACGUGGGCGCUAAGCUGGGACUAUAGGAAAAAGGGCAUCAUGAACGACAUCAUCCGAAACAACGCUGACAUCCUCACACUGCAGGUGAGACAAAUGAUCGUUGACACCAGUAUCUUCUGUUCAAUCCAUUAGUGCUCCUAAUACCCAUCAUCCACUUAAAUUGUAACAACAGAAUACUUACUUCCAUUCUCUCUGUAUCAGACCUGUGUGUAUCUUACUAUGUAUCUAUCUAUACAACUCAGGAAGUGGAGACAGAACAGUACUACAGCAUGUUCUUACCAGAACUGGCAGCUCAGGGCUACAAUGGCAUAUUCCUUCCAAAGUCCCGUGUCCGCACCAUGAACUCCGACAAGGAAAAGAAAUGUGUUGACGGUUGUGCUAUUUUCUAUAAAAAGAACAAGUAAGUAUGUCAAGCCUAUCAAGGUAGAUCUUGCCGUAAAUAUUUAAGAGUAAUAGCUGUUAUGGAAGUUGGAUGUUAAUCAACUCUUAAACUUAAAUGAAAAACCUAUUUAAAAUGUUUUAGGAACUUCAAAAGCAGAAUGUUCUCAUAAUGACUUGCAUGGUUGAGGACUACUUUAUGUUGUAUUACAGUGGUUCUCAUAAUGACUUGCAUGGUUGAGGACUACUUUAUGUUGUAUUACAGUGGUUCUCAUAAACUUUUGAACUUGGCCCCAAUAAAGCCUAGUUUGAUAGGAGAUGUAUGCAAAAAAUAAAAUCGUAUGCUAUUUUAAAGUAAUUUUCGGGCUUUUAAACCACUAAUCUUCUUUUUUUUUUUAAUAUUCCCCUGUUAACCUGAAUAAUAAAGAUUAAAUGGAUAUGGAAUGUACAAAAACAAAAAAUAGGAAUACUUUCCUUCUGAUGUCUACAGAUAUUUUUUUUAAAUGUGCAUGUUUAUAAGUUCUAUCAGAUUUUACUUUUAUGGCAUUUGAAUGAACUACUAAUAUUCUUUACUUGAAUGUUACCACUGAUAGUACAAUGUCUUGUUGAUGGCUUCCCAGGUUCGAGAAAGUCAACGAGUACCAGAUAGAAUUCAGCCAGCUGGCCACCAAAGAGGGGGCCUCCAACACUGACACUGAUAUGAUCAACAGGGUCAGUACAAAGGACAACAUUGCCAUAGUGGCUGUGCUCAAAACCAGACCUGAUGUCUAUCUCAACAGUAAGUGGGUGCCAUCAAGCAGAUCGUGACUCUCUUGAUCACUUUUACAUGAUAUUGCCAGUGACGUCACUGGAUCACUUUAACAUGAUACUCUUUAAAGUGAUUGACUGUGAAUGACGUCACUGGAUUACUUUAGCAUGAUACCCUUUAAAAUGAUUGACUGUUUGUGAUGUCACUGGAUCACUUUAACAUGAUACCCUUUAAAGUGAUUUAUUACGAGUGACAUCACUGGAUCACUUUAACAUGAUACCCUUUAAAGUGAUUUAUUACGAGUGACAUCACUGGAUCACUUUAACAUGAUACCCUUUGAAGUGAUUUAUUACGAGUGACAUCACUGGAUCACUUUAACAUGAUACCCUUUAAAGUGAUUUAUUACGAGUGACAUCACUGGAUCACUUUAACAUGAUACCCUUUGAAGUGAUUUAUUACGAGUGACAUCACUGGAUCACUUUAACAUGAUACCCUUUAAAGUGAUUGAUUGUGAGUGACAUCACUGGACUAACCAUAAUCAUGACCCUUUCGGGUCAUUACUAAAUAUAUAGUUUUUAUCAAUGGAGGGAUACACCAUGUAAGCGCUUAAUUCAAUCAAUGAAGCUGAUUCCUAACCUGUCCUUGACAUAUUUACUUAUUCUACCACAGGCUGAACCAAUCGGCACGGUUUUUAUUUUCUCUACCUUUUGGUGAAACACAUACAGAAUUAUUUAUAACAGCUGUAUUACUGUGCUCCCAGGUGUAAUUCUAUUUCUAACAUGAAAUAAAUCAACUAUCAGAAAAGCCAAACUCUCUGUAUCCUGGGUUACACACAGGGGUUGAAAUGGUGUGGUUUUCCAGUCAGAUGUACAACAGAGAAAUGUACUGAAGUGACAAGACUAAAUGCUCACAUGAUAUGACAACCUGGCGACAUGACUGCUUUACACCUGACAUGAUUGCCCUUGUUUUCCAUGUGUCACAUCAGUUGUCAUGUCACAAUGUGUACCCCCUAUUUUGUUGACAGGUCCUGUCACCGCGCCUAAAGGUCUGACCCAAAUGUUGAUGGUAUCAACGGCCCACAUCCACUGGGAUCCCCAAUCCCCAGACGUGAAACUUGUCCAAACAAUGAUGUUGAUUGAAGAGCUACAAAAGUUUGUCAAGGAAACAUCCAUGCAGUUUCGUCCCAAUGCACCGCCGCCCUCCCUCGAUGCCGAUCUCUGCAACAGCAUGCCACUUAUUCUAUGCGGGGACUUCAAUUCAUUACCAGACUCUGGUACGUUAGGGUGACUCUAAUCCAGGCCUGCACAACUCAAAAUGUAAUACUUUAUGAAAAACUUGUGCGGGCCAAAAGAAAAUAGGACAGGACUUGUGCGGGCCAAAAGAAAAAUGGACGGGGGGGGGAAGCUAUAAAGAAUAUAGAAAGAAUAAAGAAUAUUUAGUUACUUCGCGGGCCUCAAAGUGCGUGCUGGCGGGCAGCAUGUGGCCCGCUGGCCGUAUGUUGUGCAGGCCUGCUCUAAUCCUGCUCUGAUAUGUCAGAGCCAUGGUUUUCAACAGGUGUCCGGUAAGAAUUUCACAGUUGUGCAACAAGACUUGUAAUGGAAACAGAUUGAAAUGAAUGUGAAACAAGCUUUUGUGUCAUUGUAUCUUUUAAAUAAGUUGGUGCCUAUAAAUAACUCUAAUCUAAUCCAAAAUGAUGAGGGUUUUUUUUUUAACCUCUCCAAACCAUAAACGUUUAUAACUCCCAAUGCCAAGUUCUAUAAAUGAGUUUUUGGUGCGUCGCAACAUAGAACAGGUUAAUUACCUUCAAGUAUUAUUUGAUCACUAUGUUGGGGCAGUGCACAUAUUAUAUAACAUAAAAAUGUGACAUUUUUUAAUCCCCCAACCCACCAACACACAACUGAAAAAACAGUUUUUAAAACCAAGUAGAAUAAAGCAAAUUUCAAUCUAAAGAAACAGAAAUAUUUUUUUACAAAAGUUCUUAUUAUUGUAAGCAAAGGAAACAUGUUAGCUUCUACAAAGGAAACAUGUUAGCUUCUACAAAGGAAACAUGUUAGCUUCUACAAUCUAUGCUGAUUUCAUACAUUUCAAAAGCAAAAAUAAGAAUUGAUCAAAAAAAAAAAUAAUAAUAAUAAAAAAAAUUGUUUUAUUAUCCUGCAUAACUCAAUAGAACAAAGUGAUAACUCAUCCCCCCUCAUCCCCUCUCAUCCCCCUCACCUUAUAUAAUAUGUGCACUGUCCCUUGGUAGGAUUGUACGGUCAAAGUAUUAUAAUAAGCAAGUUUCAUUUUGACUUAACAUUAUUUUAUUUAAACUGGUUUUCAGAAUAUUUGCAAAGACCUUAAUCGAAUGUCCGGAUAAUGUUUCUUUCCUCUCUCCCAUGACAGGUGUUUAUGAAUUCUUGUCAAAAGGUCGGCUUGACACGAGCCAUAAAGAUUUUGAGGGCCAAAAUUACCAAGUUUUUAUGAAAGAUAGAAAUGCCAAUGGAAUCAUCACUCACAAUUUUAAUCUCACUAGUGCUUACAAAGAUGUUAUGCCUUUCACCAACUACACGUAAGUAAACCACGGGCUCCGAGUCACAUGACAGUAAGGUGGAAUAUUAAUGGUAAAAUUUCCUUUCUUGUUUACAUUAAUUUUUCUUAAUUCCAUCACGUUCUACCUUUAAAAUCUUAAUGUAACUCUGGGUUCUUGUUUUUUGUCAUGUAUGCUAUCUAGAACGCCGCUAAUGCAAUUUUAUCUCUACAACAAGCUGAAAUAUUUGUACAAUUUGUUAAGGUUAGUUUGUAUCCCAAACUUAGAUAUUUGUACAUUUCUAUAAGGUCAUAUUGAUAAUCUCUCCACAGAUUUGAUUUUAAGGGUGUCAUUGAUUACAUCUUCUACUCUGACCAACAUCUGCGACUGCAUGGAGUCAUGGGACUGCAAGAUGAAGAAUGGUUCAGAGCAAACAAGAUUAUCGGCUGCCCACAUCCAUUUGUUCCUUCUGAUCACUUCCCUUUGUUCGCAGAGUUUUCAUUACCUGCCCACCCUCAGCGACCGAGAUAAUAGCGGCCUCAUUUUCCCAGCAUCAUCAUCAUCAUGAUCAUCACAUCUUGACCGCAAUCAUCCAAAAGUGACCACAACUGCCAUGAGAUGAACAUUUUUUCAACAAUACUUCAGCUGUAAAGCACAACAAAAACACCACGUAAUAACAUUCACCUUACCGACACACAACAUACAGAACCACCACCACAUGAAUAAAUACCACAGUGGCGUAAAAGCAGUUACAUGAUAGUCUAGCAUCACCCUGAACAUGUACAGCAGGAGUAACUGCACAAUUGUUUAUAACCACAGACAGUCGUCUCAUUUCACACAUUGCAUUUUUCAUUACUAUGUGAGGGCACAAUCUUUCUGCAUUGGUCAUUUCUAUCAAUGGUUAUCUUCCCCUAUCAUAAAUGCCUUUUCAACGUUUGAAAUAUUUUUUAAGAACUUAUUUGUUUGGUAAUUUGUUUAAACUGAAAUAAAACUGAGACUUAUUUUGAUCUCUGCUCUGCAAACUACAAAUCCCAGGCGCCUACAACACCCUCCCC
This is a messenger RNA of Lymnaea stagnalis (great pond snail), 7900 nucleotides long. The record is from the annotation of a GenBank genome assembly. Lineage: Eukaryota; Metazoa; Mollusca; Gastropoda; Lymnaeidae.